CUUGAGUUUCUUGUUUUGGGUUAAGUCAUAUCUAAAAAAGUAUGUCAUCGUUAUUAAUAUUCUUUUUAUUUUAUCUUCUAUAUUUUCAGAAACAUAUUACAUUGAUUGAGUCGUGGAUUUUUGCUAAUGUCACGAAGGCUUUCCUAAGUUUAUUUUACGACGCCAGACAGUCAACUGGUUUUAAUGAGUUUUAUUUGUUAGCCGACCUGUUUUCUUUGCUAGUAAAAAGAUACGGAUGCCAGUACUAUUUUAUUGUGAAAGGUAGACAUAGCUGUACAUAUUUGAAUGGCAGGCUGGAUGUGACCCUGCGACUCCUGGUUGCCAGGGAGUAGAGGAGGGGCCAUGGCUGCUGGGGCUUCAGUCGGAGAGAGCCAGCUCCAGAGGAUUAUCCGAGAUCUGCAUGAGGCAGUUGCCGAGCUUGCAAAUGAGUUCAAGGAAAAUGGAGAGCCAAUCACAGAUGACAGCACUAAUUUACACAAAUUCUCCUACAAACUGGAGUACCUGCUUCAGUUUGACCAGAAGGAGAAAACAACAUUUCUGGGUACCAAAAAGGACUACUGGGAUUAUUUUACCGACUGUUUGGCUAAAACCAAAGGAGCCAAUGAUGGCAUUCGAUUUGUCAAAUCCAUUUCUGAGUUGAAGACAUCUCUGGGGAAGGGACGAGCAUUUAUUCGCUACUCCCUCGUUCAUCAACGAUUGGCUGAUACUCUGCAGCAGUGCCUAAUGAACCAGAGAGUUACCAGUGACUGGUACUAUGCGAGGAGUCCCUUGUUGAAGCCCCGCCUUAGCGCUGACAUAAUUAAUCACUUGUAUGAACUCAAUGAGGUCCAGUUUGAUGUGGCUUCCAGAGGUCAUGAUCUUGAUGCCUCUUGGCCAACAUUUGCAAGGAGAACAGUGGGAAGUGUAAAUUCGCCCAGUCACAUGUGGAAACCACCUAGUCGUAGUUCCAGCAUUAACAGUCUGGCCAGCACUUACUCCCAGCAAGCACCAGAGUUCCCCUGCAGCCCUGACUACGGCCUGUUAAACGAUCUGAACGACUCCCUUCCUGCCUGCGCGGAAGACGUCGCUGUAGAAAACCUUCGCCUGGAGCUGGAUCAGUCAGAGCUGAAGCAGCGAGAGCUCUUUGUUAAAGUUCGGCAGCUGGAUGAAGAAUCUGCUGAGUACCAGGGAGUAAUUGAGAAGCUCCAGGGGCAGCUGGACGUGUCACUUGCUGCCCAAGAAAAGCAAUGGGCCUUGCAGGGAGAGCUCCAAAGGAGAGAGGAGGCUCUGUCCAGAGAGGUGGAGGAACUCAGGAUUGACAAGAAAAACAGGGAAGCUCAGCGUGUCAUGCUAGAGGAGAAGCUCACAGCUGCUGAGCAAAAGAACAUGGAGCUAAUGGCCAAGUUGGAUGGGUUUCUUAACGAGAAAGGCCAGCAGGCAGCGAAUCACUUUGAUUCAGCACAGAAGAUUCAUGAGCUACUUGACAAAUUGAAAGAGGCAGAGAAAGAGAAGAUGGAUGCUGUCACUGAGAUGGUGGAGAUGAGGCUGCAGGCAGAAAGGCUAGAGGAGGAACUAAGAGUGAAGGAAUCAGCAGCAAAGGAUAGUCGAGCUAAAUUUCAAGAGUUAUUCACAUCUGCGUCUGAGGAAAAAGCCAAGUUGGAGAACAGGAUGGAAGUACAGUUGAUCACUCUGGAAAAGCAGCAAGGUGACCUGACACUGAAAGAAAAAGAGGCAGGCAAGCUACAGAAGCAGCUCCAGGAUCUUCAGAGAUCUCUAGGAGAUAAAGAGCAAGAGUUGGAGGAGGUGAAGAAGAAGGCCCAGGAGGACUUAGAAGAGCUACAGAAGAAAGUAGCUACACUCACGGAAGAGCUUCAGAAGAAAGAGGCGGAGCUAGGGUCCAGCUCUGAGGCACUACAACAGCUAAAAGCCAAAAACCAAAAUCUGACCACAAAGAGGGACGAACUGACCACCAGCCUUUCUGCCCAUGAAGGUAAGAUCAAAGAGCUGUCUCCAAGGCUAGAAGACUACAAGACACAGUGUGCUGAUCUGCUGGAGUCAAAAGAGAAGCUGCAGAACACAGUGAGGAGGUACGAGGAGGAGCAAAAGGAGAUGACAGAUAAAAGAACAGCACUUGAGUCUGAGUUAGCAGCUCUAAGAGCCUCUGAGAAGCAACUCAGGGGCCAACUGGACGACGCCAAGAUGACAGUGGAUGAGAAGGAGAAGGCACUACGUGAGGAGAACCGCAGGCUGGAUGAGGGUCUGCAGCGAGCCAAGAUGGCUGCUAAUCUAUCAGAGACAACACUAAAACGCCUUGAACAGGAGAACCAGAGUCUGCAAGAGGAGCAGGAAACUUUGAAUGCAACUGUUAGUCGCAUGCAGACUGAUCUGAAGAAUGUCCAACAGCAGAACAAAGGCUUAGAGGAAAAUCUCGAGGCUUUGCACAAAAAAGAACUCUGUCUUCAAGAGGAGCUCAACGCUAAAGCAGAACAGCUGGAAAGCAAAGAGAAGGAUCUUCUAAAGUUGUUGUCUGUUGUUGAAGUGUUGGAGACCAAGGAGAAGGAGCUUGAAAUAGCAAAAACUACUGCAGAAGCUAUGUGUGUCAGACAGACAGAGGUGAUAGACAGGGUAACAUCUGAGAAACAGGCAAUGGAAAGUUCACAGCUGGAGAGGAGCACGGUCCAAGCCAAGGAGAACCAGGAGCUUACUGCCAAGCUAACUCUUUUUGAAGGCCAGUUGGAGGUCAGCAUGAAAGAGGUGUCUCGGCUCCAGGCGGUGCUCAUGAACUUGAAGGUGCAGAUGCAGAUUUCUGAGGAGGAAAAACAGAGAUCUCAAGUACAGCUGGAGGUGACAGAGGCCCAAAGAGAUGAGCUCAGGUCUCUUACUGAGCAGCUUAAAUUGCAGGCAGAGGCAUUAAAUCAGAAGCACAUAGCAGAGCUCAUGGAGGGUAAAAACAAAGAGGAGGCUCUCAUUCAACAGCGUGAUCAGGAAGUCAAAGCCCAUGCAGACCUGGCGAAUUCUGUAGCCGCCAUCCAAGAAGAGGUGUCCACCCUCAAGGCACAAAAUAAUAGGCUGGCUGUGGAGAACAACGAAAUCCGUGAGGGUCUGCACAGAGCCAACACCGAGAUGGCAGAGCUGGGGAUGACCAUCUGUAAGCUGAAUGCAGAGAAGGAGGAGGCCAGGGAGCUCUGGAGGGGAAAAGAUGCUGAGAUCGAAGAGCGAGAGAGGUUGGUAGAGCGACUCGAGGAAUGCAAGAAGGAACUUCAGCUGGAGAAUAACCAUUUCAGAGAGGAGCUGAAGCAGAAGGAAUCACUUCCAGGGAUUGUCAUGGAGCUACAAAGGCAGCUGGAAAAGACCCAGAACCAUAUGCAAGGUGUGAAGGACUCCUGUCGAGAAGAGAUAGACGCCAUCAAGUUCCAAAUGAGCUCAGAGACCAUGAACCACCAGGUCAACUUAAAGAGUUUGAGCGAGCAGCUUGAGCAGUGUAAAGUGAAGCUGCAGGAGGAGCAGAGAAAAGCCUGUAACUUGCAGGCUAAAGUAACUCAGCUACAGGGAGAAAAUGAAGAAUAUUUACAGCUAAUCAGUGAGAAAGAUGCUCACAUCAUAAAGACAGAGUCCACCAUUCGUGAGAGUGAAAGUGAAAUCCAGCAGCUGAAGAACACAGGGAGCAGUGCUCAAGAGGCUCACUUGUCUUUGCAAACGUUGUGUGAGGAGUUGAAGCAGAAACUGAAGAAAACGGAAGCUGAGAAGCAAACUCAGUAUGUGCAGCUGACGGCAGAGAUUGAAGACAUGAACACAACCAAAACCAACCUUGAGGAGCGGCUCAUUGAGCUCAUAAAGGACAAAGAUGCCCUGUGGCAGAAGUCUGACGCUUUAGAGUUUGAGCAGAAGCUGAGAGCAGAGGAGCGUUGGUGGUUGGUGGACAAGGAGGCCACCAACUGUCUGGACUGUCAAGGUCAGUUCACCUGGUAUCUGCGCAGGCAUCACUGCAGACUCUGCGGCCGCAUCUUCUGCUACUACUGCAGCAACAACUUUAUUGCGACGAAGCACAAUGGGAAGGAGCGCUGUUGCAGGGACUGCUACACGCAGCACAGUGCAGUGGUGGAGCGCUUCACAGAGGCACAGCUGACUCCUUCAGAUUUGUCUCCACCUUCAGAUGCACCUCAACCCCCACCUGAACCAGCUCCAUACAAACCCACCCCCAGUGUCACGGUUUCAGAUCCAGGUAACAGAUCUGAUGAUGGGGGUUUUGAUGUCAUCACAGAAGAGGAAGUGAACGGCGUCUACGACAGCGAUACCACCUCUCAGACCACAGGAGGCUCGCUGGAGGGAGAACUAGACCGACAGCAUCCUGCAGCUUAUGGAGUAGGUACGGGUGAUGUGACCCCUGAUGAAGAUCAAGUCACCACUCUCCAGGAUUCAGAGUUUAACCUUCUCAAAUCAGGAGAAGUCACGAUGGCCGUCCCUCUCAGCAUGGAGGACAUUUCUCAGUUCGGUGAUGGUUCCAGAGAGCUCUUCAUCAAGUCCAGUUGUUACAGUGUCAUUACCGUCUCUGUGGCAGACUGUGGUCAAACUAUCAGCUGGAUGUUUUCCUCUGAGCCCAAAAGCAUCUCGUUUAGUGUAGUUUAUCAGGAGUCCAGUGACGUUCAGGCGCAACAGUCUAAGGUGCUGAUUCCUCUGACACGUUGCAAUUCCCAUAAAGAGACCGUGCAGGGGAAGCUGAAAGUGCAACACCCCGGCCUCUACACACUCAUCUUUGACAACUCUUUUUCUCGGUUCAUCUCUAAAAAGGUGUUAUAUCAUCUGACCAUGGAGAGGCCUAUUAUCUACGAUGGAAGCGACGGUCCUUGAACCUAACACCUGUCUCCUCGUGUCUCAGGGAAAGCUGAAGGCAAAUGGACAAAAUGACAAUCCAUGUGUGUUUUUGUUAUGUUUUAUCUGUUUCACAAACCAAGUAUUUGAAAAAAUGUCGCGUAACAUUUGAAUUUUAAUGGGUUAUAAUAGAUUUAUGUGCUUUAGAGAUGGUUUAAAAAAUGGAUGAUGAAUAAGAAAGAAAUAUCUAUGCAAGUUUAUUUUAAUACAUUCAUAUGGUUUUACUUCCUUUGGGAAAUGUUAUUCUUUGUGUCUGGUUUGUUUAUUUAGAACUAUUUCUGAUUCAUUUAAACAUGGAAAACUGUUGAUUAGAGACAAAAACCCUAGAAGUAAAAAAUAUAAUUUAAACCAACCACUUUUAAUAGGUUUGUGCAAUUUUUAUAUACGACGUGGUCAAGAAAAGCACAAGUGCGCACCAGCAGUUUGCUGCUGGCUGGUUUUCAAGUUCAACAUUACGCUUGCUCUCUGUCACUGGGAGAGAGAGAAGCUUACUUAACACCUCGCAGCUUUGUGCAAUUCUCAGGACUGAUGUGUCACGGUGUUUGCUUAGAUAUGUGUUUUUUAGAGAAUAUUGACACCUUACUUUUUAAAUACACACUCUUUCAAACCACUAUUUCUCAUCCAGUUUUAUAAUCUAACUCUCUUUACCAGACCUGAUGACUUGUAGUUUAAAAUCAUGUCUUCUAAAGUGCCUUUUAGUUCAGAAUCUUGUUUUUUGUUAUACUAUUACAGUAUAUGAAUAGAAACUAGUACACAUCAUACAAACUUCAUUUCAUCAAUAAAUCCUAUUUUGCACAUUUUAUAGUAUUUCAGGGAUUUCCCUUUUUUCUUUUAUUGUGGUUUUUCUUUCUUUAGAUAACUAUUUUCAUUCUUGUGCUUGUAGACAUCAAAUACAUUUAAUUUGUUUUGGCAAAGCAGUAAGAAAAGGAUUAAUAGUCAUCACUUUUUGUCUCAACCUUUUUAUGCCAAGUCUCAUAUUACUGCACUUUGCAAUAAAAUAUUUCAAAUAUUACAAACGAUACUAAAUCUGUCAUUUUGCACUUUUAGAAAAAUUUCUCAAACACAUUUUUGUACUUUUGCUAGAUUAUAUUUUGGAAAUGAAACAUUUGCACACAUUAUUGUGUAGAGGGUAAAUGUUGUUGCUUUUAAGUAAACAUGACAAGUUAACCAAGGCUACUGUGAUGGAUGAAUCUAAGAGGAUGGGAUGUGAUGCAUGGUGAUUUAAUGGUGUGUGUUUAUCAGAACCUUGUAUCUAGAAGAACUGAGUUCUGGGUGUGAAAAGGUAUUUGGUUUGCAUUAAACUAUGAAGUUGAUUCUUAUCAAAACGGCA
This is a messenger RNA of Nothobranchius furzeri (turquoise killifish), 6178 nucleotides long. It is a transcript of the gene fyco1a, whose product is annotated as FYVE and coiled-coil domain autophagy adaptor 1a. NCBI's taxonomy places the organism in Eukaryota, Metazoa, Chordata, Actinopteri, Cyprinodontiformes, Nothobranchiidae. Gene Ontology annotation, cellular component: autophagosome; late endosome; lysosome. The record is from RefSeq and is a predicted model, not a curated record. Gene Ontology annotation, biological process: positive regulation of autophagosome maturation; plus-end-directed vesicle transport along microtubule. Gene Ontology annotation, molecular function: metal ion binding.